Molecule: messenger RNA, 372 nt
Organism: Monoraphidium neglectum
Lineage: Eukaryota; Viridiplantae; Chlorophyta; Chlorophyceae; Sphaeropleales; Selenastraceae
Exons: 2
Coding region: 1-372 (123 amino acids)
Source: RefSeq, a predicted model, not a curated record
AUGGAUGACGAGAACCAGGCAGCAAAUGAGCGCGAGGAAACGUGGAUGGAGCUGCAAUCCGACUGGGAGGCAAUGGAACAGGAUAUGCAGACGGAGAUCCAAAGGACGCCGCAGCGCAUGCAGCGGCUGGGCAUCCCGCCGCAGGGCAUGCCGCCGCUGGGCACCCCGCCGCUGGGCACCCCGCCGCUGGGCACCCCGCCGCUGGGCACCCCGCCGCUGGGCACCCCGCCGCUGGACACCCCGCCGCUGGGCACCCCGCGGCUGGGCAUGCCGCCGCUGGGCAUGCUGCAGCCGAGCAUCCUGCAGCAGCUGGCGGCGCGCACGUUACGCAGCCGCCAAUUCCGGGCCAGCCAGAGCACCUGGAUGAUUUGA